AUGGCAAAUUAUUUCCAAGGAGUUGAACUUCAGAAAACGAAUGGAAGCAAGCAUAGCACUGAUGUCUUGAAAGACAAAAUUGUGGGAAUCUACUUCUCGGCUCAUUGGUGUCCACCAUGCCGUAUGUUCACUCCAAUCCUGAAGGACUUCUAUAAUGAACUCAAAGAUUCUGAAGAGUUUGAAGUUGUUUUCGUUUCUUUCGAUCGCUCCUCUCAGGAUUUGCAAAAUUAUCUUUCUGAGAGCCAUGGUGAUUGGUACCAUGUACCUUUCGGUAGCGAUAAGAUCAAGGAGCUCUCUCAAAAGUUUGAGGUGAGUGGAAUACCUGCCCUCGUCAUUGUGAAGCCUGACGGAACGAUCGUCACAAAGGAAGGAAGAGGAAGUGUACAAGGAAAAAACCCACAGAACGUCCUCAGACAAUGGAAGGCUUAA
Molecule: messenger RNA, 429 nt
Organism: Auanema sp. JU1783
Lineage: Eukaryota; Metazoa; Nematoda; Chromadorea; Rhabditida; Rhabditidae
Source: the annotation of a GenBank genome assembly